Molecule: messenger RNA, 2516 nt
Organism: Aspergillus alliaceus
Lineage: Eukaryota; Fungi; Ascomycota; Eurotiomycetes; Eurotiales; Aspergillaceae
Product: sugar porter family MFS transporter
Exons: 5
Coding region: 367-1974 (535 amino acids)
Biological process (GO): carbohydrate transport; transmembrane transport
Cellular component (GO): membrane
Molecular function (GO): carbohydrate:proton symporter activity
Source: RefSeq, a predicted model, not a curated record
AAAAAUAAAAAAUAAAAAAAGAAAAAAAUGUGAGACCAAAAAAAAAAAAUUCUUCUGGAGGCCGAGUGAGAGACAGACUUUCCCCGUGGGUGAAUAUACCCCGGGUCCCCGGGUUGCUGCCGAUUCUCAACAUCUUGUAAUACUUACGGGAGGUGUGUUAUAAAAGCACAUCCAUUCCCCUGCUUCACAUCGGCUCAUUUCUUCCAUUCACAGCAAUUCCUUUCGGCGUUUCAUUUUGCCAUCUCUCGUUCACUCUCUACUCCUUGGCUGUUCACCGCUUGUGAUAGACCAUAUUUCUUUCACCUAAUAUCUUCUGUCUUCCACACAUCAACCCUGUGCUAGGUAUAUCCAGCAGCGUUUCUCACCAUGGGUGACGCGGUAGCUCCAAAUGCUCUCGCCGACACCACGCGGGUCGAGGCGCCCGUCACAGUCAAAACUUACUUGAUGUGUGCCUUUGCUGCCUUUGGUGGUAUCUUCUUCGGUUACGAUUCCGGAUACAUCAACGGUGUCAUGAGCAUGAAAUAUUUCAUCCAGGAGUUUGAAGGCUUGGACCCUGCCACUACCUCUAAGGAACACUUCGUAAUCUCAUCUUGGAAGAAAUCUUUGAUCACAUCCAUCUUGUCGGCUGGUACAUUCUUCGGUGCGUUGAUUGCUGGUGAUCUGGCGGACUGGUUCGGACGUCGGACCACCAUUAUCUCGGGUUGUGUCAUCUUCAUCGUCGGUGUGGUUCUACAGACCGCGUCCUCCACCGUUGCUCUUCUUGUGGUGGGCCGUUUGAUCGCGGGCUUUGGUGUCGGUUUCGUGUCGGCGAUCAUCAUUCUGUACAUGUCUGAAAUUGCCCCUCGCAAGGUCCGUGGUGCUAUUGUUUCCGGAUACCAGUUCUGCAUCACCAUCGGUCUAAUGCUGGCCUCCUGCGUCGACUAUGCGACCCAGGAGCGCACGGAUUCCGGUUCCUAUCGGAUUCCGAUUGCUAUUCAAAUUGCCUGGGCUCUCAUUCUUGGUGGCGGGUUGCUCUUUCUGCCGGAAUCUCCUCGUUACUUCGUCCGAAAGGGUCAACUUGAGAAGGCCGCCCAUGUCCUCGCUCGUGUUCGUGGGCAGUCCGUGGACUCGGACUAUAUCAAGCAAGAACUGGCUGAGAUCGUUGCUAACAACGAAUACGAGAUGCAAGCGAUGCCCCAGGGUGGCUACUUCAUGAGCUGGGCCAACUGCUUCCGGGGCAGCCUCUUCCACCCCAACAGCAACCUCCGUCGGACCGUCCUGGGCACUUCUCUUCAGAUGAUGCAGCAAUGGACUGGUGUCAACUUUGUGUUCUAUUUCGGUACCACUUUUUUUACCUCUCUCGGAACGAUUUCCAACCCCUUCCUGAUUAGCAUGAUCACCACCAUUGUCAACGUGUGCUCGACUCCGAUCUCUUUUUAUACCAUGGAGAAGAUUGGUCGUCGCCCACUACUUCUGUGGGGUGCUCUUGGUAUGGUCAUCUGCCAGUUUAUUGUCGCCAUCACCGGUACCGUCGAUGGCGACAACAAGUCCGCCGUUAGCGCCGAGAUCUCAUUCAUCUGCAUCUACAUCUUUUUCUUUGCCAGCACCUGGGGCCCCGGCGCGUGGGUGGUCAUUGGCGAGAUCUUCCCGCUGCCCAUUCGUUCGCGCGGCGUGGCGCUGUCCACCGCAUCGAACUGGCUCUGGAACUGCAUCAUUGCCGUCAUUACUCCAUACAUGGUGGACAAGGACAAGGGCGAUCUCAAGGCUAAGGUGUUCUUCAUCUGGGGAUCCCUCUGCGCCUGCGCCUUCGUCUACACCUACUUCCUCAUCCCCGAAACCAAGGGGCUCACCCUCGAGCAGGUGGACAAGAUGAUGGAAGAGACCACCCCGCGGACCUCUGCCAAGUGGAAGCCCCACGGCACCUUUGCGGCCGACAUGGGCCUUACCGAGAAGGAUAUCAACGACAAAGUCCACGUCGUCCAUCGCGAGGUCUGAUCUACCGGGGAUGGUGUGUCAGCCGGGGUCGUGUCAGGUUUCGGGAGGUGUUCUGCGCGUUUACUUUUCAUUUCUUUAUUGAUGACUGAUUUCUCAGCUGUCAUGAACUCAUACCCAUGAUUUUACGCGUCAUGUCAUUUUAAUGUCUUGUGAGAACAGAGAAAGGUGAAAUGGAACUGUACCAUUAAUUGCUAGUCGCUUUGUUUCUUUCUUUCUUUUUUUUUUUUUCUUUAUUCAGAGAGGUCUUAGUAGAGAAUCUGAUCCUUCCAGACUCCCCCCUUGAUAAGUUUGGAUAUAAAAGUGGGUCACGCUUCGGCAAAUGUGAACGCUGAACAUUCCGAUACCGUAAUUAAAACCGGAACCGUUGAUUCAUCUGAAGGAUGUGAAUAACCUCAUGAAACAGGCCCCUUACGUACCCUCCCUUAGGUGUAGCUGGACGUUAGUAACCAUGUCAACAAAGAAAAAAAAACAUAUCUCAUGACACAGUCGAGGAGACAUAUAACGAGCUAUUUACAAGGACAGAGUGUCUCAGCAGCCUCUCU